UAAAAAUGAAGCCACGAAUAGAAGAAUGUACUGUGUCUUUAUUAAAUUUUGUUAUUGGUGUUCAAGCUCCAUUCACAAUGGUUGAAAGCUCUUGGUUUCAUGAAAUGAUGAGUACACUUGAUCCAUGUUAUGUUCCACCAACACGUACCUAUAUAAAGGAACGAAUUAUGUCUCAGUUUCAAGCUCAAAGACUUGAUUUUCUUGUAACUAAGCACCAACUUGGAUAUAUGUUUCUUAAUAAGGAUGAGUGGAAAAAUAUUGAUGUUAUUAUUAGUCUUCUUUAUUCUAUACUUCAAGCAACUGAGCUACUUUCAUCUAGUUCUUACCCAACAAUGUCUGAU
Molecule: messenger RNA, 341 nt
Organism: Dentiscutata heterogama
Lineage: Eukaryota; Fungi; Glomeromycota; Glomeromycetes; Diversisporales; Gigasporaceae
Source: the annotation of a GenBank genome assembly